AUGGAUAUGAAGAACGGCGUCAUAUCAAGGCACGGUGCUCUCGGCGACAGGGCGAUGGUGCUGGUUCCUUUUGCAGAGGGGAUUGAACCCGCGUGCAUUCGGCGAUCCAGGUUUGGACAACACGCUGUGUAUUGGCGUGCAUUCAAAACAAGCACAGCUCAAAAGAUAGCGCGGCGGCUACUAUUACCUUUCCUGGGACCUCCACCCUUGCGCUCCCACGCUGCAGAUCCAAUUUGCAAUCGAAUGCAGAUCCGAGAUACGAUCGUGAACGUCCUUGCCGAGUUCGGAGGAUUCACCGGUAAUAUCAGAACGGCGUUAUUAUUCAGGUGUUGCAAGGGUAAAAGCGUGCCCGUUCACCAAUGGUCCAAUAAUGAAUUGGCCUGCAAAGGGGGUGUGAGUGAGGGUUCUUGGACUCUGUUUUCCCCUCCCCGCUCUUCAAUGCAGACCGUUUUGGAAGAUCAGCUGUCGCAUGAUUAUGAGGCGCUCGCCUCUUCAGCGACAACUGGCUUUGGGACGGAGGAACUUCACUCCAGCGGAUGUAUGAAGGAGCUCGCUGGGCGGCGCCUGGAAAACGGGAAGAGUUGA
Molecule: messenger RNA, 585 nt
Organism: Coccidioides immitis RS
Lineage: Eukaryota; Fungi; Ascomycota; Eurotiomycetes; Onygenales; Onygenaceae
Exons: 3
Coding region: 1-585 (194 amino acids)
Source: RefSeq, a predicted model, not a curated record